AUGAAGUUAGCUCCGGCAUUCCCUCGGAGCUAUUUCAUGGGCAGGUUUUGGGCGGGAAACACAACUGGUGACGGUCUUGAACAGACUUGGCUUGACGGAUAUUAUCGAUACACGAAACGGGGUAAAGUAUUCGCAAGGAAGACGGAACUAAACAACUGGUCCCUCAUCUUCCCGUCGGAACUCAGUCACGAUUGGCGCAAUCUUCCACUUGACCAGAUCAGCUUUCAACACUGGGCCCAAGAGGGAGGAAAGAUUAAACAUCACACAGUGCUCACAAAGGCCCACUCCAAAGUUGCUCUUCUCUUCGCAAAAAAGGAGUUGCUCUUGGCUGUUCAGAAGAUUCUGGUGAAGGAGACACUUAGCCUACUCCCUGGAAUUAUCGGCGACAAAUGGGUAUCGCUUGACCUCAUGCAAGUCUGUAGCGACUUGGUGAUCAAGCUCAAUGCCAGGAUUCUGUAUGGUCCAGCGUAUGCUGAUGAUCAGGAUUUCCACAAGCGAUUGAUUACAUUUGCUAACGGGGUCGAUGGUAUCAACUCUAUUUACUUCACUUGGCCUCGUUCCUUGUGGAAAAUAGUAUCGCUCGUUCAUCCCACCAUUCGUGGGUUUUAUGCAAACCUCCCGCAUCUGAAGAAAAGAAUGUUGCCUGACAUCCGAAGCCGCAUUGCUAAACUUCAGGCCAAGGCGGCGCAAGGUGAGGGAAAGGUUCCUGCAUCUGAUGAAGAUGUUACGUUCAUGACUGCCCUUAUAAAAAUGCAUAUGGAGGAAGGUACUCUUGGCGAACAAGACAGCGACCUCGAGAAGGUCUGUAUGGAGGCAGUUUUCUACACAUACGAAUUCUGGGGCCCGAUAAUGCCGACGCUGUUUUUUAUGCUUAUGGCAAUCGGUAAAAAUCCAGGCUAUCUACAGGCGCUCCGGGAGGAGAUAUCCUCCGCACUCGAAUCCAAUGAUUGGUCUUCCGAUUUCCUCGCACGUACUCCGAAGCUCGAGAGUUUUAUCAGAGAAGUACUUCGUUUAUACGUUCCGGCCCAAUGGCUUAUCACUGAUAUCCAUCGCGCAUCUUUAGCUACUGUCAGUCGACGGACAGAGAAGCCCAUCUACGUACAGUCCAUGGAUAUGCACAUCCCCGCUGGCGUCAAUCUCUGUGUACCAGCCAAAUACAUCCAUCGCGACCCAGACUUUUAUCCAAAUCCGACAACCUUUGACGGAUUCCGCUUUUAUGACCCAGUCACCAACAAUGUCACAAUCCGCGCUACUACUGCCACUGACACUUAUCUGUCAUUUAGCCACGGGUCAGGUCUAUGUCCGGGGAGAGUCUUUGGGGCGCAUGUUGUCCAAGUGCUUUGUGCAGUUUUCAUCAUGGAGUACGAUGUGAAAGUGGACCCCAGCAAGACAUUCCCAGACGUCCAAUCAACAAAAGAAGGCCGCGGAGACGGUAUGGUUGGUACGACAGAUAUCCUGAUACGAAAGCGCACGUCGGCCAAAGUCUAA
This is a messenger RNA of Penicillium expansum, 1488 nucleotides long. RefSeq names its product cytochrome P450. The record is from RefSeq and is a predicted model, not a curated record. Bases 1 to 1488 code for a protein of 495 amino acids. The transcript is spliced from 6 exons. Gene Ontology annotation, molecular function: monooxygenase activity; iron ion binding; oxidoreductase activity, acting on paired donors, with incorporation or reduction of molecular oxygen. NCBI's taxonomy places the organism in Eukaryota, Fungi, Ascomycota, Eurotiomycetes, Eurotiales, Aspergillaceae.